Messenger RNA from Etheostoma cragini (Arkansas darter), 2244 nucleotides. It is a transcript of the gene mfsd8, whose product is annotated as major facilitator superfamily domain containing 8. Gene Ontology annotation, biological process: transmembrane transport. The record is from RefSeq and is a predicted model, not a curated record. The transcript has 12 exons. Gene Ontology annotation, cellular component: lysosomal membrane. Lineage: Eukaryota; Metazoa; Chordata; Actinopteri; Perciformes; Percidae. The coding region runs from base 329 to 1855 and encodes 508 amino acids. Gene Ontology annotation, molecular function: transmembrane transporter activity.
AAACGUAGCUAGUGAUGAAGUUUAGGGGUUUAUCGAGUCCAGUUUUGUAAGCUUGUGUGUGGCGUACUUUUGUUUAUUCACUUUACCACCGACUGGAAACAACUUACCUCCACAUUAUGUGUGGUAUUAGUUAGUUUAAGAAUGUAAAACUUUAGUUUUAGUUGCUAACAUCGGCUGAUACUGUAGCUAGCUUCUUUUUGGACGCUGGUUGUACGUUAGCAGUGCAGUUCACGGACCCUCGGCUACAUGACGACUUAGCAUCGCUCUUUUACAUCUCCAAAGUCCAGGGCACCGUCAUUAUUGUGUGGGGUUGCGGAUUUUGGCCUACAUGUCUCACUUAGCUGACCCGGACGAUACCACUCCACUGCUCAGGGACGACACAUGCAGUGAUGACUUUCGGGAUGAGGAUUACAAGUCUCGGUGGAGGUCCAUCCGAGUCAUGUACUUCACCAUGUUUCUCAGCAGUGUAGGCUUUACUAUUGUCAUCACAUCACUGUGGCCCUAUUUGCAAAAGAUCGACGACAGUGCCAACGCCAGCUUUUUGGGCUGGGUAGUGGCAGCCUACAGUCUCGGCCAGAUGUUGGCGUCGCCCCUUUUUGGCCUUUGGUCCAACUACAGACCGCGCGGGGAGCCACUGGUGUGUUCUAUCGUCAUCAACAUGUCCGCCAAUAUCUACUACGCCUACGCAUACCUGCCCACAACCAAUAACAAGCUCCACAUUCUCAUGUCCAGAGCCUUUGUGGGCUUUGGAGCAGGUAAUGUUGCUGUGGUGAGGUCAUAUGUGGCUGGAGCGACAUCCCUGAAGGAGAGGACCAGUGCCAUGGCAAACAUGAGUGCCUGUCAGGCUCUGGGUUUCAUCCUAGGACCAGCUCUGCAGGCAUGCCUGUCCUUCAUUGGUGAGCACGGGGUCACGGUCAAGGUCAUCGACCUGCAGCUCAACAUGUACACUGCUCCUGCUUUACUGGCCACAUCUUUUGGUCUCAUCAACAUCCUGCUGGUGGUUUUGGUGCUGAGAGAGCACCGCGUUGAUGACCACGGAAGACAAAUUCGAGCCAUUAACUUCACAGCGGAAGAAAGAGAAGACGUUAGUGAAGAAACGGAGCAGACCAUCGAUCAGGUAGCGGUCCUGAUCUCCAACGUCCUUUUCUUCAUCGUCAUGUUCAUCUUUGCCGUCUUCGAGACAAUUGCCACCCCUUUGUCUAUGGACAUGUUUGCUUGGACGAGGAAAGAAGCUGUGGUAUACAACGGCAUAAUCAUCUGCUGUAUUGGAUUUGAAUCCAUCUUGGUGUUUCUAGUUGUAAAAGUGGCCUCGCAAAGGGUUGGGGAUCGUCCGGUGUUGCUAGCAGGCUUGGUUAUCAUAUUCUGCGGCUUCUUUAUUCUGCUUCCAUGGGGAAGUCAUUACCCAAAAGUCCAGUGGGCAGACGUCAAAAACAACACUUUGGUCAGUUGGAUGUCUAAAGCCGCGGUGGCCUCCAACAGCUCGUUGGAGCCGACGGGCUGUCCGUACGAACAGACCUGGUGCCAGUACACGCCCGCCAUCAGUCUGGCCCAGUACAUCUCGUCCGACAUCCUCAUCGGGGUGGGCUACCCAGCCUGCAACGUCAUGUCCUACACGCUGUACUCCAAAAUCCUCGGACCCAAACCUCAGGGUGUGUACAUGGGGUGGUUGACAGCCUCCGGGAGUGGUGCGCGGACAUUGGGUCCAAUCUUCGUCUCCCAGGCCUACACCAUCCUGGGACCCCGCUGGGCCUUCAGCCUCAUCUGUGGCAUAGUGCUAGGGGCCAUCAUCCUCCUCAGCUCCGUCUACCACAGACUCAUCGCUUUCUCUGUACGCCACGGAAGGACUACAGAAUAACAAGCGAAGAUUCCCAUCGGAGUCCCUGACGGCAAUAACUAAAAAACUACAAUCCCCGUUUUAAUGAAGGCUCUUUGUUGUUGUUACUUACUUUAAAAUGUGGCAACUAAUGAGCAUUUGGGAGUUUGGGACUCCGGCUUGACCUUUUAAACUCCAGGACGAAGAGACGAGGCCAGGUUAUUUCUCAUGACUCGACCAAAGAUGGCUGCUUCGCAAGUUCCAGUACAAGGAAGCUAGCACUGCAGCUGUAUCAAAGCCCUGUAAUGUGACGCCAUUUUAGUAUUUUGUAUGACAUUGCCUUGUAUGAGGUGGGCCCAUGGUAUCAGAGAGAUUAUAGUUUUUAAUUAUUGAAUGCACAAUUUUUACGUAAUUGCAUUGUUGGUCUCAGA